Molecule: messenger RNA, 570 nt
Organism: Centruroides sculpturatus (bark scorpion)
Lineage: Eukaryota; Metazoa; Arthropoda; Arachnida; Scorpiones; Buthidae
Exons: 1
Coding region: 1-570 (189 amino acids)
Source: RefSeq, a predicted model, not a curated record
AUGGAUUCCAAAAAUUUAAAACUAAACAGGGAUAAGUUACCUCCAGUAACAACCAACGUUUCCAGCACUGCAACCUACUUGAUAGUUUAUGCAACUGGUGAUAAACCACUGUCAAAAUGCUUACCAUUUCUUAUUCAAAAAAUAUUUGAAUCAACCAUUGGGCACUUGAAAAAGAUACAAAAAUUGAGGUCGGGACCUGCUGAUAGAAACAGCCUUACCUCAACAAACAGUAAAUCUAUUGGCAACAAAAACACUUGGAGAGAUGGAAGUCUAAACUCGUCAUGUGGGGUGAUAUCCAAGAUUGAUCUUAUGUCUGAAGACGAAUCAGAUAUACAGAUUGGUCUUUCAGAUCAAGGAGUCAUUGCCGUCCGACGCAUCUCCAUUCGUCGAGAUGGCAAGUUGAUACCAACUAAACAUCUCAUUCUUACUUUCGGAAAGCCAACAUUACCAUCAUUUGUUACUGCAGAAUAUCUGCGCUGUCCGAUUCGUCCGUACAUUCCAAAUCCGCUGCAUUGCUUUAAAUGCCAGCGAUUUGGACAUUCCCAAACAUCAUGUCGAGGCAAAAGUUAA